AUGACCUCACCUGCAAUUCACCUUUCACCUGGGCAUACAUCCCUUCCAACCUUGGGAAGCCCUUUAAGGCCCUCUCAGAGUGAAGCCUCCCGUUUAAAGAUCAGAAUGUCUAAGGAGCGCGUCAAAACUAUCCAGUUCCCUAAAUUCCUCCUUCCCACCGUGUUUUCCUCGAAAAACAAUGCGGGGCUUUCUCCAACGGACCAUAGAUCCCAAAACGCGAAGACGGAGAAGUAUCUCGACGGUCAUGUUUCCUAUCUGCGCUGUGCAGGCUGUGCCUCACAUCUUUGCUGGACUUCUCAAAUUAUUAGCAAGGGGUUUACAGGUCGCCAUGGCCGUGCCUAUCUUGUGUCGGCAGAGCCAGUAGCCACUGCUGUGUCGGUCAGCGCGUCAUCUUCGCCUACAACCUCACUCCCCAAUACGAUAUUGCAGCGUCCAGUCCCUCGGCAGCUUGUCACAGGGGCACAUACAGUCAGCGAUAUUAGCUGCACAUUCUGUGACAGUGUCUUGGGCUGGAAGUAUGUUGCAGCCGAAGAAGAAUCACAGCGGUACAAGGUUGGCAAGUUCAUUCUGGAGACCAAGAAAAUCGCCACCUCUUCAUGCUGGGAAUCCUCACCUGGUGUGGAUCAAGCCGAUCACCAAUAUGAAGUCGAGUCUGGCCCAGCAAAUACAGAGUUUGACAGCCAGGAUGAAGAUGAGUGCGAGGACCUGUUCGCCGGAAUCUGGAGCCCUGGACUUGCUGCACGUCGAAGAAACCGUGAUAUUAAACGUCGACCUGCAAUGUGGGGAAUCUCAUAG
This is a messenger RNA of Penicillium egyptiacum, 795 nucleotides long. The record is from the annotation of a GenBank genome assembly. NCBI's taxonomy places the organism in Eukaryota, Fungi, Ascomycota, Eurotiomycetes, Eurotiales, Aspergillaceae.